This is a messenger RNA of Adineta ricciae, 900 nucleotides long. The record is from the annotation of a GenBank genome assembly. Lineage: Eukaryota; Metazoa; Rotifera; Eurotatoria; Adinetida; Adinetidae.
AUGUUGGCACUAUAUGAAAAUGAAAUUCAGGCAAAUAGAAGAGUGACCAUUCGAUUUGAAAAGAAAAUACAAACAUAUUAUUGCUUCUAUCAUCGAACCGAUGAUCUACACUCUCAUUUAAUCUUGUCCUACGAUCUCAAUAAAAAUCAAUGGAAUGUUGAUACCAUGGAAUUCAAAACUACAUUUGAAAAAGCAAUAAACGAUCUAUUUAAAUCUGAACGUAUACCAUUUGAAGAACAACUUCGAUAUGUAAUUAACUAUCUCGAUACAUAUUUUCAUGAUCUAUCACAAUCAGAGAAAAUGACGCUUAACCUUGGUCUUCCACGUUCGUAUUCUUUGCCGUGGUUUCGACGUUUACGCGACAUUCGUCGUUGGUCUAGUCAAGACGUUCUUACUGAACAACCAGCUUUACUACAACGAUAUUCUGCACCGGAGAAACCAUCUGAGGCAAAGAUUGACGAACAAAUCUUAUCAGUCAAAGGCUUAAGUCGAUCUUUUCAUGCAGAUAAUGACUGUCGAUAUCGGACAAAGACAUUUGCAUCAUCCCUUGAAUAUCCCAACGAAUCCAAUCAGACAAGAAUCUUAAGCAAGGCGCCAGCAAUCAGUGAGAUAUGGUUAAAUGUUUGCGUAGAAGGAAUGGAUGGCUCGAAAGAAAACAUCGAAAAAUAUACGAGUGAAGAGAAAUUGAAAAAAUUAGCAGAAAAGUUCGUCACAUAUUUCGGCGGUACAUUUCAAUGCAAUAUCGGACAGAAUUAUCAGCUUGAAUAUGAUGGUCGUAUGUGGAAUUUUAUCGUUCAUAAAUAUGAAUUUUGCACACACAAAACUGAUCAAAAUACAAAGGCACCAAAGAGUAAAAUUAUCUUUCUUAUUCAUGAUAUUCCACAUUAUGUCCGUGGUUGA